UGAAUAGUACAGCGCCCAGGCAGGAAGUAGCGGCUGAGUUUGGUCCACACCUUUUCCGGUUUUUCAUUCGGUGCUAGAGAGGCGGCUGCUUGCUGCUGCUGAGGGAACCGAGGGGCAGAGGAGGUGUAGAAUGGUGGACAUGUGCAGCGGGACGGCGGGAGUAGCUCAUACACAGGACGGCUUAUAUCCACGCACAUCCACUUAAGCGCCCCUGAUGACACCGAUCUCAGCCGAAAAAAGAAAGCAGAAAUUCCGUGUGAAUGCUUUUGUAAAGACGCGCUAGGAGGAAGUAAAACGUGAAGGCUGCUGGAGGCCGCAGCCGGGUUGUGAACUGACUGUAGCUGGUGACAGCACUUCAGUGAGCAAAACCUUAAGCUACAUGCCGAGCUGGUUUAAAGGUCUUACCGUGAUCGUGAGGAUUACUGACCGUAUCAGCAACUGUAUUCGUACAAUUCCUUCAGAAAUUUCCCAAUUUGGAAUCUACAGUUCUUAAACUUUAAUCCAUUAACCUUGAAGACAUUGUUUUAUAAACGUAUUUGCUGCUGCUACCAGUAUUAUGAUCCCAGUGGCACAUUUGCACCCAUUUAUCCAGUGAUACCAUUCUUCCCGCACAGUUCCAACUGUUCCAUUCAGAUUGGUUUUCAGUCCAUACCAAUUCACCUACUAAUCUUACUGCAAAGUAUUUGUUCCUACUCCAAGAGUCGUCUCACACAUUGCAUGUUGAGCAUAUUUUCUCCGAGGCUGAAGGAAAUUUAUGAACUAUAUAAACCAUGGGGAAGAUGCUAUCAAAGAUUUUUGGUAACAAGGAAAUGAGAAUAUUAAUGCUGGGCCUGGAUGCCGCCGGUAAGACCACCAUCCUUUACAAACUAAAACUGGGCCAGUCGGUCACCACCAUUCCCACGGUGGGCUUCAACGUGGAAACGGUCACUUACAAGAACGUCAAGUUCAACGUAUGGGACGUAGGCGGUCAGGACAAGAUCCGCCCACUGUGGCGCCACUACUACACAGGCACGCAAGGCUUGAUCUUCGUGGUGGAUUGCGCAGACAGGGAUCGCAUCGACGAGGCCCGACAGGAGCUGCACCGCAUCAUAAACGACCGAGAGAUGCGAGACGCCAUCAUCCUGAUCUUCGCCAACAAGCAGGACCUGCCCGAUGCCAUGAAGCCGCAUGAGAUUCAGGAAAAGUUGGGACUCACGCGCAUAAGAGACCGCAACUGGUACGUGCAGCCGUCGUGCGCCACCACCGGCGACGGACUGUACGAGGGUUUAACGUGGCUGACUUCCAAUUAUAAAUCUUAAUGACCGCUCAGUUUGGUCUGGACUGAUUUAGUUAGAAAGGAAAAAAAUAAACCCAGUGGCAUAAAAUUAA
Molecule: messenger RNA, 1368 nt
Organism: Trichomycterus rosablanca
Lineage: Eukaryota; Metazoa; Chordata; Actinopteri; Siluriformes; Trichomycteridae
Gene: arf6b
Product: ADP-ribosylation factor 6b
Exons: 2
Coding region: 771-1298 (175 amino acids)
Biological process (GO): regulation of dendritic spine development; intracellular protein transport; protein localization to endosome
Cellular component (GO): ruffle; cytoplasm; recycling endosome membrane
Molecular function (GO): GTP binding; GTPase activity
Source: RefSeq, a predicted model, not a curated record